GAUCUGUCAUCGCUGCCAUCUCCACUCAUCAUGAACACAGAUGUGCAUUUUGUGCUUUAGUCCUCCUACCUGUAGUUCAGCCAGGCUGAACCAGAUUUUCUUGCUCCUGUUUGAAAUAUGCCUUAUAACCUUGCAAGUUUUCAGAAGACCACUGUGUUUCACUGGGAUAAGGAAUAUUGCAUCUGCUUCAUAGCAGGAGGAUGUUGUAUGUGUUACAGCUUAACUUUGUUCUACUUUACACCUAGAUAAAGGAUGAAGACUGUCUGUACCAUUUUGAUUACCUCUUCUAGGGUUCAAAGAGAAUCAUUUCCCCUGACCUCCAUUUGCUAAUGGCUCAGCUUGAUCUAACUGGCACACAGAUAAACGUGCUGUUAAACAAAAGUUACAGUAGCAGGAACCACCUCAAUGCCCCAAGCUGCUCUGCCCGCGUUGGUAGCUCUCUGUGACCAGCCAAAAGCUGAGCAACGCGAUCCUGAAUGCUGCUCCUGAGGAGUUUGGGUGUGAAUGGACAGUGCUGCCAGCCCUGAGAGAUGAGACAAAGGACCCCGCACCCCAACAGCUCUGCGAGCUCCCAAGAUGAGAGUCCUGCACACCGAGUUCCAUGCUUUGUCUCCAGAGUGAUCUUCGUUCCUGUUAAGCUCACCUCACUGCUGGUCACGAGUUUUGCUUUUGGGAUUUAGACCACCUCACUUUUACCCCCCCGUUUUACACAAAGACUGUUAUUAGGACUGUUAGUGGAAUGAGCAAAGCCAAUACUCACAGGGUUUAACUUUGUACCAAUAGCACCUUUUGCCCCAGAAUGCCUUACCAAUGCCACCUAGCACUCGUGUCCCAGUGUACGACGUGGCCCGACGUUUCCGCUGGCUUAGGCACCACCUCAGCCUCCCGAGCUGACUUCUAGGGACGUUUCCACACGUAGCAUCUCAUCCAAGGAGUCAGACACCACCUGUCUGCCGGGUCCGGGAGCUCUCCGUGAAUGUGCUCGGAGCUAAAGACACCACGUGUGCUCCCCGCGGGCCGAUGCCGUCCACCUGAGCUGCGGAGGCGCCCGAGGGAUGGCACAGGGAGGGGAGGCUGGCGCUCCUCCCGUGCGGCUCUGGGUGCGGCGAGUGGGGGUUUACUGCGAUGAGCACCGCAAAACCUGGCUCGUGGCUGCAGAAGAGGAGGAAGGUAUGCUGAGGGCUCGGAUCCAAAGAGUUCAGGUUCCCCUGGGUGAGGCGCUGCGACCCAGCCAGCUCCCCCCAUCCCGGCUGCCUCACAUGUGGCAGCUGUCCCAGGGUGAGCAGUACAGGGAUAGUAACUCUCGCGUUUGGGAGAUAGAGCACCAUCUCAUGCUUGGUGGUGUUGAAGAACUGCUGCUUAAACUCGUGCCUGGGGAUUAA
Cinclus cinclus is the source of this 1382-nucleotide messenger RNA. RefSeq names its product mature T cell proliferation 1 (gene MTCP1). The record is from RefSeq and is a predicted model, not a curated record. Gene Ontology annotation, molecular function: protein serine/threonine kinase activator activity. Bases 1056 to 1382 code for a protein of 108 amino acids. NCBI's taxonomy places the organism in Eukaryota, Metazoa, Chordata, Aves, Passeriformes, Cinclidae. The transcript has 4 exons.